Molecule: messenger RNA, 867 nt
Organism: Aspergillus nidulans FGSC A4
Lineage: Eukaryota; Fungi; Ascomycota; Eurotiomycetes; Eurotiales; Aspergillaceae
Product: protein swoK
Exons: 5
Coding region: 1-663 (220 amino acids)
Molecular function (GO): RNA binding; nucleic acid binding
Source: RefSeq, a predicted model, not a curated record
AUGUCUCGCCCUGGUACCACGCUGUACGUCACAGGCUUCGGCCAUGGUACUCGAGCUCGCGACCUUGCCUACGAAUUCGAACGCUACGGGCGACUUGUUCGAUGUGAUAUCCCUGCACCACGGACUCCUUCCAGCCGCUUGUUUGCAUUUGUGGAGUACGAAAGCCGUCGUGAUGCAGAUGACGCAUACCACGAGAUGCACAACAAACGGAUUGGUCGCGAUGAUCUAUUAAAGAUUGAGUGGGCUAGGACUCCCCCUUCUGCUUCCUGGCGCUUUGACUCUGGUCGCGACCGCCGCCGGGACCGUACUCCUCCACGCCGUGGCCGCUCUCCUUCUCCUCGUCGUGCUCGUGGGGAGUACUCGCCGCGUAGAGACGACAGGUACGAUCGUGACUAUGACAGACACGACCGUGAUUAUGAACGACGUGACCGAGACUAUGAUCGCCGGGACCGUGACUAUGAUCGCCGGGACCGUGACCGCUCUCGAGACCGAUCCCGCAGCCCUGACGAUAGGGAUCGUGACGUGAAGGAAGAUCGAGAAAGACGGGAUGACGAGCGCGAGAGGCGUGACGAUGAGCGUGAGAAUGGGCCCAAUGGCGAAGAUAGAAAGGUUCCGUUAGAGCCCUUGACGUCUGCUCACGAUGAGCUUGAUACUGCUGAGUAGAUCCUCUGCCACGAAAGUAUAAAUGCUUAAUUUCAUUACCUGCCGAGUUUACGCGGGAGCCGGUGGUACACUGACAUCUUAACAUCAAGCAUGGAAUCCCCCCUCCUUUUUUGGAAGAUGGACCGGCACUUAGCGUAAAGUCUGUUCUUAUCCGUCUCCUCGCUAUUGCCGCGUCCUUUCUCUGUUCUGUUUCAUUCAAUUCGU